CGCAGUAGCUCUUAAAGUCAAAAACUCAUGUUAAAAUGAAUACUUUCAUAAAUCAUUGUCUAGACUUUUAUUCAAGUUUUCUUUAUCGCUUCUUAUCCAAAGUAGAUAUUGGUUUCAUCUGUUUGUGUAGCCAAUUUUCAAUAACAGCAUAAGCUGAAAGAAAGAGCAUGACACCCAUGUUCAUCCAAAUUCAGAGGUGGAUGAUGCAUACAAAGCUGUGGAGAUUUGUCGGCUUUGCAUCAGCUAUUGUUGGAUUGCUUUGUUAUGCUCUAAGUUCUUCCUUCAACCAUCUAUUUGGAAAUUGGAAUUUCAUGAAAAUAUUUCUUUACACCGUUUUCAGUUUCAUCAUUUGUUUAAUUAUUUUGUUUGCGAGAACGUGGCAACACUCGUCAAGUCUUCGAUUCAAAGCUCAUUCAGCAUUUCUGGUAUUGACAAUUACCUCUGUCUAUUCCUUUUUCUCUGAUAAAGUUAUGAACGGAAAACCAGAUGCAUAUAGUCUCAUUUCAUGUGUUGCCUUUGCUGUCAUGUCACUUAGUUUAUCAAGACAAAUUCAAUGUGGAUUUGAAGUGGAUCUUAUGUACUUUUAUCUAGGAUGUUUAAUUGUACAACUCAUGAAGAUUAAAUUGUCGUUGGCUGUUAUUGGAAUAGGUUUCAGUUAUUCCCUGAUCAUUCUUCGUUCUUCGUUUCUUUCCGUAGAAGAAAUUGGGUAUUCUGAACCCGAAGAUGAAAAUUCGGUAGUUAUUGAAAUCAACUCACAAAAACAACUAGCUAAUACCGAUAUUGCUGGUACAAUGGAACAACUGAAGACUUGUCUUAACACACUUGAGAAGAAAACUUUGAAUCUCGUCGAAAUGCUUUUGAAGCAUGUGAAUGAAUACGAUGAUUCUGAAUUGAUGCUGCCUAGCGUUAACUUCAUGAUCGAUGAGUUGCCUUCUGAACUGAUCAACCAGCUACAUGAAACCGCCAAGUUGAUGGCAAGCGCUGGGUUUGAGAAAGAGUUUGCUAAUGUAUACAUCAGUUGUAGAAGGAAAUGUUUGGAGGAGUGUCUAAUAAGUAAAGUAUUCGGGUCGCAGAAGAUUAACAUCAAGAAUAAACAUCAAAGGGUGAAAUAUGUAGAUAAUGUUAUUAAGAGAUGGAUCACAGCAUCAGAAAUUGCUCUUAAGAUUCUAUUUCCCUUUGAACAACGACUUUGUGAUGACGUCUUUUCGGGUUUUACCUCCUCUGCUACUCGGUUCAAAGAGGUUUUCCACGGAGCAACACUUCAGCUUCUGAAUUUGGUUGAUGCAGUUGCUGAUGGAAGCCCUUCAAUUUGGCGUUUGUUCAAAAUGGUUGCAAUCUUCGAGACAUUGCAUUAUCUUAUACCGAAAUUGCAAUUCUGUCCUGAUUCGAUGGUAAACGAAACAGCAGUUACAGUCCAAAACAGGUUAGGGGAAGCAAUUAGUGACCUUUUCAUGAAACUGAAUUAUCUGAUUUUUCGUGUCCCAGCAGCAAAGCAAGUUGCUCCACCUGAUGGCCGACAUCAUCCAAUGACAGUCCAGAUCAUGAGCUACGUCGCUUCAGCUUGUAGGUCACGCCGUACGCUAGAACCGAUUUUGCAGAAAUAUCCCAAAGUUAAUAACAGACUAGUAUUCAACGCUUCUUUUGUAGAACAUGUGGAGUGGAUAAUGGAUACAUUGAGGAGAAAAAUGACAGCUAAGUCUAAAGACUACGAAGACUUUGCAUUGCGCUAUCUUUAUAUGAUGAAUAAUAGGAGGUACAUAGAAGCUACAAUUAAAAGGUGGGAUUUGGAUACUGUCUUCAGCGAUGUUUGGUUCGCAAAAUUUCAAGCGAUAUUCCAAGAAGAACUUGAGUUUUAUCAAAGAAACUCAUGGAACAAGGUGAUGGAGAUAUUGAAGUUGGACAACAUUGAUUGCAUGGCACCUAAUGAUAAUGUUACAGCAGAGUUAUUGAAAGAGAAACUAAAAUUGUUCAACAAGCAUUUUGAAGAAACGUAUAGAGCUCAGUCCACAUGGUCUGUAUAUGAUAAGAAGUUGAGGGAAGAAAUAAUAAGAUCAGUAGGAAAUAGGUUGCUUCCAGUAUAUGGAAUCUUUAUUGGGAAGUUCCGGGAUUGUCUUGGUAUUCAUGCUAAUCAGUAUGUUGAGUAUGGAAUGUUUGAGAUUCAAGAUCGACUCAACAAUUUGUUUCUGGAAAGUAAUAUAGAUGAAUCAUCCGAAUUUAGGUGAAGCAUUUGGUAAGUUUGUUUUUUUAAUAUUGUUUUUAUGUUGUUGCAAAAGAUAUGAUUGGACUUAAAAGUAAUUAUAUGAUAUAUCUGGAACAUCUGUAAUUAUAUGAUUUAAUUGUUUAAUUUGUGUUCAAAUCACACCACAAUAAGAAGUUUUACUCCCAAGAAUUAACAACAAACUCCAUAUCUCAUCUGUGUCAAUCAGCAUUAGCCUUCAUCUUCUGCGCUUUCAGUAGGUUAUUCUGUAAGCAAGCUAAAAUUGCUUCUCGACAAGCCAGCAAGGAGUCAUAAGCCUCGACCUUUGAACUGCCAGGUAAAUAGGAAGGUAUCGAGGGAGCUGUUUCCCAUAGGUUGCUUGAUAUGGAGAGAUUCCGGAUGCUGAGUGUACCGAUGUAUUGUAAUGAAGUUCUACCAAGUUUGGAAGCAACCAUUUUUUCAUGGCAGCUAGCUUGCUAGGAUUGAUAUGGAAACCCGCAGAAGAGACUAUAUGGACCAAAUAAUCCCUAGAUUCCUGACACAAUAAAUACUUUGAUAACUUCACAUAAAAGGAUUUAUUCUCUAAACAUGUCAAAUAAGUUUCGA
Molecule: messenger RNA, 2803 nt
Organism: Vicia villosa (hairy vetch)
Lineage: Eukaryota; Viridiplantae; Streptophyta; Magnoliopsida; Fabales; Fabaceae
Product: exocyst complex component EXO70B1-like
Exons: 1
Coding region: 168-2222 (684 amino acids)
Biological process (GO): exocytosis
Cellular component (GO): exocyst
Molecular function (GO): phosphatidylinositol-4,5-bisphosphate binding
Source: RefSeq, a predicted model, not a curated record